ACGCACUAGUCUUCUGCGCUUGACGCCGUGAGCCUUGUGAAUUCGAGCGCUCUACGGUUAUGUAUUAACAAGUUGGGGAAAGAGCAGUUUCAUUAUAUAUUUCCAGUUAACGCAAAAAGGCGGAAACUGGUUAGACCAGUGACUUAAUAUAAGGGGAUUUUAAGUUGCAGAAUAUAACUCACAAAUCCAGCGACACUGGAAUAGCUGCCACAGGGGGAACGGAUUUGUGGCAUUUAUUGAAAAAGCAGACCUACAGUAUGCGGUGCAGCCAUGGCAGGCAAGGGUAAGACAGCUGUGAGGACGCUGGAGGAUUUAACGCUCGAUUCCGGUUAUGGUGGAGCCGCGGACUCCUUCAGGUCGUCCAGCGUGUCGCUGUGCUGCUCGGACACGCAUCUGUCAUACGCGCAUGGGGGCAACUAUUGGCAUCUGACCGAAUCUAUGCACAGUCGACACAACAGCUUGGACACGGUUAACACCGUUCUGGCGGAAGACACGGAGAUCUUGGAGUGCUCCGGCCAGUGCGCCAAGCUUCCCGAGCUGGAGGACGUGCCAUGGAGCCUCGGCGAGGUGGAGUGCGCACUCAGGAAGGAAGAAGAGCUAUGUGUCGGGAACCCGUCCCGAGAGGUCCUAGACAAGCUUUCGACUCUGGUCAGCCGGGCGUUGGUGAGGGUCGCACGGGAGGCUCAGCGGCUCAGCCUGCGCUACGCUAAGUGCACCAAACAGGAGAUCCAAAGCGCCAUCAAGAUGGUUCUCUCCUGGACCAUCUCUGUCAACUGCAUCACCGCCGCGCUCAGCGCACUGUCGCUUUACAACAUGAGCACUGGGGAUAAGUUCAGCCGGGGAAAGUCGGCGCGGUGCGGGCUGGUUUUCUCCGUGGGAAAGUUUUUCAAGUGGAUGGUUGACAGUCGGGUGGCACUCCGGGUCCACGAGCACGCAGCCAUAUACCUAACCGCCUGCGUGGAGAGCCUGUUCCGGGAGGUAUUCUGCCGAUUACAUCGGAGCGCGCUUGUGGAGAAGGACAACGGCAUCCCCAAAUUUACUCUUGAGUCCUUGGAACAGGCCAUCAACAAUGACUCAGAGAUUUGGGGUCUUCUGCAGCCCUACCAGCACCUCAUAUGCGGGAAGAAUGCAAGUGUGUCAACAUGGGCCACUCCGUUGUUACACCAGAAGCUACAGUCUGCUAGCUUGCAUAGCCACCUGACAGGUGUGCUGAGCCUGCCGGACAGCCUGAACCUGCACAGAGACCAGCAGCGCUCAGGGAAGGGCGGUGAGGGCGUGGUCUACAGUCAGGCUGACCUCCGCACCUUGGAACAGUCUCUACUGGCCACACGUGUGGGAAGCAUUGCAGAGCUCACUGAUUUGGUGUCACGGGCCAUGCACCAUCUCCAGCCACUGCACAUCAAGAACCCCAGCAAUGGCACACCGGUCCACCAGAAGAGCAGCUCAGUGCACUGGGAGCCUGAGGCCCUCUACACCCUCUGCUACUUCAUGCACUGUCCCCAGAUAGAGUGGGAGAACCCCAACGUGGAGCCCUCCAAAGUCACCCUGCAGACUGAGAGGCCCUUCCUUGUACUGCCCCCGCUGAUGGAGUGGAUUCGGGUGGCGGUGGCGCACACAGAACACAGACGAAGCUUCUCUGUGGACAGCGACGAUGUGAGACAGGCUGCCAGGCUUCUACUGCCAGGAGUGGACUGUGAACCGCGACAGCUAAAGGCAGACGAUUGUUUCUGUGCCACCCGGAAGCUGGAUGCGGCUUCCACAGAGGCUAAGUUUCUGCAAGACCUGGGUUUCCGCAUGCUUAACUGUGGACGAACGGACCUUGUCAAACAGGCAGUCAAUCUCCUGGGGCCUGAUGGGAUAAACAGCAUGAGCGAGCAGGGGAUGACUCCACUCAUGUAUGCCUGUGUGCGGGGAGACGAGGCCAUGGUUCAGAUGCUCCUGGAUGCUGGGGCUGACAUCAACAGCGAGGUGCCAAGCACAGUAAACAAGCACCCCUCAGUUUAUCCCGAAACACGCCAGGGGACGCCACUCACUUUCGCCGUGUUACACGGACACGUACCUGUUGUGCAGUUGCUCUUGGAUAACCGAGCCAGCGUGGAGGGAGCCCUACAGGACGGAGCGGAGAACUACACCGAGACGCCACUGCAGUUGGCCUCUGCUGCAGGGAACUUUGAGCUGGUCAGCCUGUUGUUGGAGAGAGGGGCCGAUCCCAUGAUCGGCACCAUGUACAGAAACGGCAUCUCGUCUGCCCCACUCGGGGACAUGAACUCAUACAGCCUAGCAGCGUCACAUGGACACAGGAAUGUGUUCCGGAAGCUUCUGUCCCAGUCCGAGAAAGAAAAGGGAGACGUCCUUUCUCUGGAGGAAAUCCUGGCCGAGAGCUCGGGGCCUGUGGAGAAGAGACCACCCCAAGCUGACGGGACCCUCCUCCGAACAGGAAAGGCCAAACUGAGGGCCCUGAGAGAGGCCAUGUACCAUAGUGCUGAGCACGGCCAUGUGGACAUCACCAUAGACAUCCGCAGCUUAGGUGUCCCCUGGACUCUGCACACCUGGCUUGAGUCUCUGCGUACCUGUUUCCUUCAGCACCGACGCCCCCUUAUCCAGGGUCUACUGAAGGACUUCAGCUGUAUCCAGGAGGAGGAGUACACAGAGGAGCUCAUCACCCACGGCCUGCCCCUUAUGUUCCAGAUCCUCCGCGCCAGCAAGAAUGAGGUGAUCAGCCAGCAACUGUCUGUGAUCUUCACCCAGUGUUAUGGUCCCUUCCCCAUCCCUAAGCUAACGGAGAUCAAGAGGAAGCAGACCUCACGCCUUGACCCUCACUUCCUCAACAACAAGGAGAUGUCUGACGUAACAUUCCUGGUGGAAGGAAAACCCUUCUAUGCACAUAAAGUCCUGUUAUUUACGGCUUCAGCCAGAUUUAAGUCUCUGCUCCAAAACCGACCAGCAGCAGAGAACACCUGCAUUGAAAUCAGUCAUGUCAAGUACAACAUAUUCCAGCUGGUAAUGCAGUAUCUGUAUUGUGGCGGCACUGAAUCACUGCACAUCAGGAAUACUGAGAUUAUGGAGCUUCUGUCUGCAGCAAAAUUCUUUCAACUAGAGGCCCUUCAGCGACACUGUGAGAUCAUCUGCUCCAAGAACAUCACCACCGAAACCUGUGUGGACAUUUACAAACAUGCCAAGUUCCUCGGUGCCAGUGAGCUAGCAGCCUUCAUCGAGGGCUACUUCCUGAAGAACAUGGUGCUGCUGAUUGAGGUGGAGGCUUUCAAACAGCUGCUGUAUGAGACGCCGGCUGUGGAGAGCCCUGCAUCCUGCCCCUGCCCCAUCUCCGAUGUCCUCCAUGAUCUGGAGAAAACUCUGGCCACCCGCAUUCACUCCAUCCACCUCUCAUCGUCCAAGGGCUCCGUUGUGUGACCAUUCUGGGUCAUCCAAACAGGCAAUCACCCAGAACUGACUCUGCAAAUCAAUCGACCACCCUAGUUCACCCACCCGUCCACUGCAAAAGGGCCUGUUGGGUGUCAGGGUUGUAAACGUGUUCAUGACGUCCUUGUAAUGUUCCCUCUACAUCCAAUCCAGGUCAUAUACCUGUUCAACAGAGCUGGGUUGUGUGACAGGUCUGAGUGUUAAAGCUUUCCGAAACUUGCCGGCAACAAGGUCUUGCAGGUUCAUGUCGAAAUGUGACAUUUCAUGGACGAACGUCUAUUUCUGACGUAUUUUGGACUUCAUUAAUUCUAUGUGAUUACAGAUUUAAUGAUAGGAUUAGUAUUGGAACAACUCAAUGGUUAACAGAUCUGGAAUGUAUUCUGAUUGGCUGAGGUUAGGGCUAGGUCUGGGAUAGUGUUAAAACAAGACAUUUUAACAUUAUUUAACAGCAAGAGGGCUAGCUUCAAAUGCUCUGGUGUUGAUGCGGUGAUGUUUUUUUGUGUGGACACAAUAGGACAUUAUUCAAUGUUUGGGGGACCAGUAAAUUGAAUGAACUCCAAGUUUCAGCUUUACACUGUAUCCAGCUCUCUACCCUCCCUUUGCUAGAGGUUUCAGCAUUUUUAAUACCCCUAAUCACUGCAGCAUCUAUUACAUCAUGGAAAAAUGUCAACUGUAAGCGAUUAUAGCUAAUUAUGAUUAUAAAAUGUACACAUGUACAGCAUUUCAUAUGAGAUACAUUUGUGGAACAGGGUCCCUUUUGCUCAAAGUGAAAAAUAACCAGAAUCAAUUCAAUGGUUAGUUUGUGGUUGCGUUGUUUUUCUUUUGUAGAAUUGGGAUGUAAAUAUGAGUCGUUGACUCAAGUAUUAGAAUUCAAACAUGAAUUUAACUAACCGCAAUCAUUAUUAUUGAUAAUGAAUGAAACUUUGGAAGUGCAUUGUAGCAAUGAUUUGAGUGAUUUGAGAAUGAAAAAGACAAACAUUUGCCAAGUCAUUCUGUUUGUGUUGGAUGACAUUUCAUUCAAGCAUUGACAAAGUAUGUGCUGAUGCCAAACUUAUCAGAGGAACUUCCACAACUGACUAAUAGUUCUGUGCUUUUUGAACUGUAGGCUGACUACAACAAUAACAAUCCAUUCAUGUUCUAGCAUAGAUGUUCAAAUCAAAAUAUCAAUAAUUUGCAUGACACCUCUCAACUGUAAAGCCCUACUAUUGCUUUUUGGGCAAGCCAACUUCGUAGACUUCUUUCAAGGGAAUCAGAGUUCUCUGGUGAGUCAAAGUCCUGUUGACAUUCUCGAGAUUUAACUUAACUGUGAAGGAUCCGGCUUCGUAGUUACUUGGAGAAAAAUGUAAAUAGGAGAAAAAGUUAAAUGUCUUUAGUCAUUCUUUGUAAACUAAUUCACCCCCACUUGCUUGGUUAACAGCACUGCUCUCAUUCAACAUGUUACCUGCACUAAUGUUGUUCUAAAUGUGCAGUUCUGUUAAUGCAAAGUUGCAUGUUAAAUGUAUCAAUUGAUUGACUGUAUGCCACAUUUUUGGGGAUCUGUGUGUCAUGCAGAUUGUCAUAAGUGAGUCUGUAAUAGUCCCUGAUACUUAGAGAAUUUCAAGCAUGGGACAUUUUCUGUCUAAGCUGUGCAACUGUAGUUGCAUUCCAGAUAAUUAAGGUAGCCGAUCCCCUCAUACCUUUAAUCCAAAAGAAAAUGGAAAUAGCCGCCAUAAUCAGAAGUAGAUAUUGCAAUAUCUGUAUAAUGCAAAAAGUAUAUGUCUCAUGGUGCAUUCAUCGAUUAGAAAUCAGCUUUCAGUAUAAUUUCAGAGACCGAGAGGAGUAAAAUAAUUAGUGUGAAAGAAACAUCAUAGAACAGUAUUUUUAAAGUAAACAUUGUUUUUGGACAGAGUACAGUAGCCUACUGUAUGUCAGCAUUUGAAAUACCUUUUCCCCUUUCUCCAAUUACAAGCGGUGCAUGACCUUUCCUGUAGCUUAUUCACACUUUUACUGGAGCCUGAGGGUUCAAUAAUGAUUAAGUAUGAAUAUAUGAGCAAAUUUAAAAUGUGUAAAUAAGUAAACAAAUUUUAAUUAUAUUAUUACUUUAUUUUCUUACCAUAUACAGCACUAUGUAUUAUUUUACAAUUGUUAUUUUGUUUUACAAAUGUGAAAACGGUUGUGAAAAAGGGCUGUUUUUUUAAACAGCUCACUGUGUGUGAUACAUUCUGGAAGUGUAAAGACACAGAAGCCCCAAUAAUGAUUCUUUUUUGUGAACAACCAAACCCCUUCUCCUGGGCUGUAAAGCUUGAAGUAACACUACGAGAGGGGUAUGCGACCUUUAUUUUGUGCUUAGGACCUCUGACAUUCGGUUUGAAAACACUGAAAGGUUUUCCACAUUCCCUAACACUGGAAAGUUCUAGCUGACACAAUGUGUUAUGGCACUUCUGAAGCAAAAAAAAAAAAAACAAGCUAAUGAAAAGGCAUCUCCAUGGAAACUAAGAUUUACGUGUGUCAGGCUCUGUUUGUGCUAUUGUUACGUAGUUACAGGUCCCUCACAGAUGACUAACUUACGCUUGACUCUGAGAUGGUAUGCGAACGAAAGUAAAGACACUUGGGAAUGACUCUCAUUGUUUUGUGUCUUCUGGGGUAAAUAUUCAAGGGUUUGUCAGAUAUAAAUGACUCUGGCCCGUUUACUUUGCCUACACAUUUUAUCCGAUUCAGAUGACCCACGGCAUGCACGAGGUAUUGACUAGAUCUGGAAUGUAAGGGGACAUUUUGCUAUUAUUUUCAUGUACCCAUUAUAGCAGUGUUUCCCAAUCCUGGUCCUGGGGACCCCAAGGGGUGCAUGGUUUUGCCCAAGCACUCCCACACCUGGUUCAAAUGACAGACUUGAUAGGUUGACUACGUCGAUCAAGUAAGGACAACGUUUUGAAUCAGAUGUGCGAGUGCCAGGGCUUAACGUGCAAACCUUGGGGUCUCCAGCAUCCGGGUUAGUUGGGAAACACUGCAUUGCAGGGAUGUGGUUGAGUAUAACAACUAAAGGUUACACUCACAGUCAAUUGUUCCAUGACAUGCAUUUGUGUACAGCCAAUAAAAUCAUCACAACUUAA
Esox lucius (northern pike) is the source of this 6506-nucleotide messenger RNA. RefSeq names its product ankyrin repeat and BTB/POZ domain-containing protein BTBD11-A. The coding region runs from base 271 to 3411 and encodes 1046 amino acids. Gene Ontology annotation, molecular function: protein heterodimerization activity. The record is from RefSeq and is a predicted model, not a curated record. Lineage: Eukaryota; Metazoa; Chordata; Actinopteri; Esociformes; Esocidae. The transcript has 18 exons.